Molecule: messenger RNA, 1890 nt
Organism: Sabethes cyaneus
Lineage: Eukaryota; Metazoa; Arthropoda; Insecta; Diptera; Culicidae
Product: angiopoietin-2-like
Exons: 6
Coding region: 1-1890 (629 amino acids)
Source: RefSeq, a predicted model, not a curated record
AUGAAAGUAAUUGUGUGCGGUCACCAGCAGAAUCCGUCGGCGUCGGCUCUGGAGCUGGUGGGACUGACGGAUUGUCCUAAAAGAGCUAUGCAAAUUCGCAAUACAAUCAAUUUCAUAUUUCUGACGUACCUACUCAUUUUUGCACGGGGAGUAUUGUCUGUCAGCCUAAAAGACGAUCAUGUUCAGAAAGAAGCGAACGAUGUGCAGAAACAGCUCUUCGACGUUAGAACACAGCUGGAGAAGUUCAACUCUCACUAUUUGAUUAACCUUGAACAACGAAUGUUAAAUAUUCUCACAACAAUGACAAGUAUCGACAGCAAUGUGAAGACACUACAGGAAAAAUCGCAAAUAUGGGAUGUUUUUCAGCAUCACAUUGGGGCAUGGAGCGAUCAUAUUAAGUCCGUAGAUCAUAAACUAGAUUUACUGAUAAAUGCACAGCAAAGCAUUCCACAUUCGUUGGACUCAAAACUUUCGAACCAGGAUUUUAAACUACAACAUGUUUUCGAUAAAGUAAACACGAUCAAUGAAAAACUUCAUGAUAUUACAAAAACCGUUUACGCUUUAUCGAGCAACUAUCGCAGACGUCGAAAUGACCGAGAACCGGUUGAUCAAGAGGCAAUUUUGGCCAAAUUAAGCAACCUGCAGAAGCAAUUAAACCGUCUUGAAACGAGCUCGACGAACUGCCAGAAGAAAAAUGGUAACUGCAAUAACAAGCCCAAGAAAGAUGUUCAAGAAUUCGAGGAUGAGCUAGACGAUUUUCUCGAUAAACUUGCAACCAAAAAACUAAAGGAUCUUGCGACAAGUCGAAAGCAUGGGCGUUCACUCGAUAAUUUAUCAAAUGUACUGCGAUCGGUAGAUGAACGUACCAUUAGAAUUUACGAUCUGGAAGCUAACCAAUUUGAACAGAUAUUAAGUUGCUGUAAGCGUACUGAUCAUGAAAUAACUACUUUUACCAACAGUGCGGACAUAUUGUUAAAGCGCAUCGAACAUUUGGUGAUUUCUGUCGAUCAGAAGAUUGAGCAACGAAACCAUCAACAAUGUGUACGAAACAUACUUCCUACAACAACUGAAAGCGAAGUUACAGCUAUGGUUGAACUCGGUAGUGGUGAAAAUUUCGAACUAUCUUCUACUACAACAAAUUCGAAAUCUGAAAUUGAUUUUGAAGUCUUUGACUACCAUCAGCCGCACAAGCAAGGUUGCGAACAGCUGACGACUAGAAUGGAUAGCGUCUACACCUUUGGUAAGGUUGAGUUAAAUGAGGCAAACCGGGAUUUCAACAGGCGUUACUGUAAAUUUGCUACGGACGGGCCAGCUUGGACAGUAAUCCAACGUCGACAGUUGAAUGAUUUACAAGAAAAUUUCAACCAGUCGUGGAAUGCUUACAAAAAUGGUUUUGGUGAUUUAAAUAAGGAAUUUUGGUUUGGAAACAAUUUCAUCCACAUGCUUACGUAUGAUGACAACGUAGAAUUGAGAAUCGAAUUGGAAGAUUUUGAUGAAAAUUACGCUUAUGCAGAAUAUAAAACGUUUCGCAUUGAUUCCGAGAAGUUCAAUUACAACCUCAUGAUCUCUGAUUUCCACGGAAAUGCAUCAAAUGCAAUGGCAUAUCACAAUGAUCAAGAUUUUAGUACCUUUGAUCGAGCUAACGACAAAUCUAACGGAUCGUUCUCAUGUGCAUUUAGCUUCGGUAGUGGCUGGUGGUUCAACAAUUGUGCAGAGUCCAAUUUGAACGGUAAAUACUACACAGACAAUCCCAAGUCCCACAAGUAUACUGGAAUACUGUGGGAAACAUGGCUGGGAGACUAUUCUCUCAAAUCAUCUACAAUGAUGAUCCGACCUAGAGAAAACUGGUCCGACGACAACGACGAUCGUGUGCAUCCACAAGACCCUUGA